AUGGUGGAGGAGGAGGGAGGAAGAAGAGGAGGGAGGAGGAGAGAGUGGGAGGAGGAAGGAGACGGAGGAGAAGAGAGGAGAUUCUGGGUGGUGGAGGAGGUGGGAGGUGGAGGUGAGGUGGAAGAGGAGGGAGAGAUAGAGAGAGAGAGAGAGAGAGAGAGAGAGAGAGAGAGAGCUGCUAAAUUUGUCAAGAAAUUCAAGACAAUACUGUCGUGUGAAAGACAGUUGUUUGAUACUGUUUUAGAAAACCAGCAGGUUUCAGUAAAAAGUGUAGUUGAAACGUAUCGUAAAGUUUUCAUAGGACUACUGGCAAUUUUAGAUUCUCUGGAAUUGUCUUCGAAAAAUAUUAGAGAAUACAUACUUGUUAAAAUGCGUGGUUCUACUUUGAUGAAAAAGAAUGAAAAUGACCGCAGUAAGGCGUUUGACAGUAUCUAUCGCAAUGGUUUAUGGUACAAACUACAUCAGUUAGGUAUUACUGGUAACACUUUAAGAAUUAUCCGUGAUAUGUAUUCCAAGGUGAAAGCUUGUAUAAGAGGUUACACAAAAUGUGUUUGCGGUAAUACUUGUGAUUGUGAGAUGGUUAAGGAUAUACUGACCGAUGAAAUGUUUGAUCUAAAGGCUGAAAAUAAACAACUCGAGUCUAGAAUUGAAAAGAUGGAAUUGAUGAUGCAGACAAAGACUUUAGGAUCGUACCAAGCAGCCGAAAAAGUGUGUAGCGUUUUGUCACGACUUUCUAAGGGUCUGCCUCUGUCUCAGAGAGGAAAAGAGAUAGAGAAAGAGAAGAGAGAGGGGGAAAAGAGAAGAGAGAGAAAGAGUGGAACACACCAUACUGACAUAAUUCUAUUUGGGAUUCUAGAUGGGCCUAUAUUUUUUUCAGCGGAAUGCGAACCAACCUGCACUAACGGAGGCGUGUGCUUCAAAGACAACACAUUUUUUUGUGAAGACAAAUGCUACGAGAACGGAGGAAAAUGCGUAGGUCCUGGAAAAUGUGAAUGUCCAGAAUACAGAAACGGAACUAGCUGUGGGCAAUUUUUUUGUGACAACAAAUGCUACGAGAACGGAGGAAAAUGCGUAGGUCCUGGAAAAUGUGAAUGUCCAGAAUACAGAAACGGAACUAGCUGUGGGCAAUUUUUUUGUGAAGACAAAUGCUACGAGAACGGAGGAAAAUGCCUAGGUCCUGGAAAAUGUGAAUGUCCAGAAUACAGAAACGGAACUAGCUGUGGGCAAUUUUUUUGUGAAGACAAAUGCUACGAGAACGGAGGAAAAUGCGUAGGUCCUGGAAAAUGUGAAUGUCCAGAAUACAGAAACGGAACUAGCUGUGGGCAAUUUUUUUGUGAAGACAAAUGCUACGAGAACGGAGGAAAAUGCCUAGGUCCUGGAAAAUGUGAAUGUCCAGAAUACAGAAACGGAACUAGCUGUGGGCAAUUUUUUUGUGAAGACAAAUGCUACGAGAACGGAGGAAAAUGCCUAGGUCCUGGAAAAUGUGAAUGUCCAGAAUACAGAAACGGAACUAGCUGUGGGCAAUUUUUUUGUGACGACAAAUGCUACGUUAACGGAGGGAAAUGCGUAGUUCCUGGCAAAUGUGAAUGUCCAGAAAACAGAAACGGAACUAACUGUGAGGAAUAUCUUUGUGGAUCGGAUAAAUUCAAGUGCUCUUCCGACAAGUGUAUAAAUAAGUCCUGGAGAUGUGACGGUGACAACGAUUGUGGCGACGGCUCUGACGAAUCCAACUGCCAUUUGUAUGAUUGUGGAUCGAAUAGAUUGAAGUGUUCUUCCAACAAGUGUAUAUAUAAGUCAUUGAGAUGUGACGGUGACAACAAUUGUGGCGACGGCUCUGACGAAUCCAACUGCCAUCUGUGUCAAUCGAAUGCAUGGAAGUGUUCUUCCGACAAGUGUAUACCUGAGUACUGGAGAUGUGACGGUGACAACGAUUGUGGCGACGGCUCUGACGAAUCCAACUGCCAUGCCUGGUGGAGUUGAGUUCCAGUGUAUAAGUGGGAACCAGUGUAUUUCAAUACCAGCAUACUAGUGUGACAAGGAUGUUGACUGUCGUGAUAGAACACACCAGCUUUAGUUAUAUUUAGAAGAUACCUAUUUUUAAGAAGCAGCUAUUUUCAAUAUUAAUUUACGUGCAUAUUUCAUUUCGGUGCAUAACGUCACUUGUGACGUAACUUUAAUGUAUGUUGUCGUCUUAAAAUUAAAAUUGUUAAUGGUAAUGUUUUAGUUAUUUUACUUUGUCUAUAGAACACAUUUGUAUCACUUUUAUGAUAAGUUCAGAUUCGUAUGUAAGAAAAAAAUAUAUCAAGAAAUACACAAAAUACAAAUUUGUCUCACAAAAUAUCAACUGCAGAACCCGUGCAUAUUUAUCGAUAUAAUCUAGUUACCUGUUAGUAUCUACAGUAAAUCAUCGAUAUAGUGAUUUCGUUGAGAAUUUGUAUAAUUGAGAUUGGCUAUAUUAUAUAUUGAAGCUUGCUAAAAAUUGGAAAGUCAAGAAAGUUAUUUGAAAAGGGUAUAUGUACUACCGACCACAAUUAUAAAAUAUUACUGGAUCUUUACUUUGAUUUACGAAAUUCGACAUUAUUAGAAGACAAUUACUAUACUGAUACCACUCAUGUAAUGACAUGAGGAAUGGUAAGCAGUUGACACAUGAUGACACAUUCAUACUCCAUGUUUUAUGCUGUUUUAUUUUUGAUCUUUAAAGACUAGCUUUGAAGCAUGGAGCAGAAUUGAGAAAUGAAUUAAUUUAAGAAAAAUGAACUAUUCUUCUAAACUGUGCAUCUACAGAGAGAUUUUAGGAAUUAAUUGAUUCCUGAUUCUUUCAGGCUUUGAAAUGAAUAAAUUACGUUUAGAGAACAAUGUACCUUCUGCUUUAUGUUAUGAAAAUACACUAUACGAUCAACUAAUGGAGCACGCUAUUUGAAUUCAAUCUUUUUAAGCACACAAUUCAAAGUGCAAUAUAACAGUACCAAAAAUAAGAACGUAUAUAACAUUUAAACAAGUGCUAAGAUGUGAGGAUUAUGUAUUAGUUGUUUCAAUACUUACAAAUUUUGUCAGUCAAUUACGCGAUUACGAGUUUCUUCUCAUAGGCUACAGAUUGAGGCCGGAAGAUGGUCUAGACAUCUAUACAUGAGAGAAAAUGUUUUGUAUGUCAAACAAUUGAAGACGAAUACCAUUUUAUAAUAGAGUGUCAAAUAUAUAAGGACUUAAGAAAACAAUUCAUACCAAAAAAUACUGGCACAGACCGAAUAUCUUCAAAUUCAUAGAACUUUUAAUUAAAACAUUUUUGCUUUCAUCUUCAAAGAAGCAUCUAAAAUGACUUUUGUUUUAAGUAUCUAUUUUUGUUAUAUAAUAAGGAAACUCUUACGUUUUCGGUUUGCAGUAAGAGUUACCAAAAAUUCUGAAAAAAACAAAAACAACACACACUUGGAAUUGUACUAUCUCGUAGGAAUGAAACUCACUCAGUUAACCUUCGUCUUUUGUCUGCUUUCGUGCAAGGUUAAAUUUUCUGUUUUGUUUCGUUCCGUUCUGUUUCUAGUUGCAUAACAUAUUUUAUUAUAUUAUAUAUGUGACAUAAUUAUAUGUAUAGACAUAUGUAGAAUUUUGAAUGUUAUUUUCUACAUAUUAUUUUUAAUUAUAUACUUAACAAAUAAUCAAGGCCUUCGAGUUGUUUAUCGUCUGAUUUACCACGGUUCGUAGGAAUUGAAAUACUGAAGCAUCUGACCGAUGAACCGUGGUAAAUUAGACGAUAAAUAACAAGAAGGCCUUGAUUGUUUUCAUUCUGACAUGCUCAUUGAUAUAUUUUAAUAGAUAUUAUACUGGACUUCGUUUACGCGAGGAGUAAUGUAUCGAACGUCAUGUUGCAAUAUGACGUCAUAAUUGACGUCAUAAUGCUCUCUUACCGGUUCGUGCGUCAACCGUUGUUUAUCGCAGAAUAUAUAGAGCUUGAUUUUCUUCUUUGCUUAACUGGAAAUCAAAUCGAGCCAUGUUAGAAUGUAAUAUAUAUUGAUAUGUGUCACAGAUAUAACGGUAUAGACAGGUGUAAUAUGUGGUAGUUUUGUUUUCCAUGUAAAUGUGUACAUUAUAUACCGAUAACAAAUUUCUAUUUCUCAAGAAAGUAUUACAGAACUUUGAUAAUGUCAGAAAUAUCUGGGAGUGUUUAUUGCCACGAGUGUCAAAUCAUUUUUAACAAGUUACAAUCGAGUAAAUUUAUGCAUUACUAUUUUGCAGUACAUGCUGGAAACUAGUCUAGUAUUUAGUGAAAACCAUAACAACAACAACGUUUGCAACAUUUUGAUAUUUAAAUAGAGUCACGCAUAUUAUCAUUAGUGAAAAUGUCAGAGGACAGAAUUUUCUCAUAGUUACUUCUGACCUUUUCCGUAACAGUAUGUUUAAUUCCAUUCUAAAAAGAUAUUUUACAUUGUAAAAUGUUCACCACUGUUUCGCUAUAUCUUGUAUUAUGUAAAUUGUAAGUCAUCAUGGAUUUUGUAGCCUAUAUGAAAGUAAUAAAGUUAUCUAUCUAUC
Messenger RNA from Mercenaria mercenaria, 4521 nucleotides. RefSeq names its product low-density lipoprotein receptor-related protein 2-like. The coding region runs from base 1 to 1980 and encodes 659 amino acids. The record is from RefSeq and is a predicted model, not a curated record. NCBI's taxonomy places the organism in Eukaryota, Metazoa, Mollusca, Bivalvia, Venerida, Veneridae. Gene Ontology annotation, molecular function: signaling receptor binding. Gene Ontology annotation, biological process: anatomical structure development. Gene Ontology annotation, cellular component: cell surface; extracellular region. The transcript has 17 exons.